AUGGACAGCAUGCCGAAAGAUCUCACCAGUAGAAGCAGAGAUUUCGACAUCGAAAGCGCCGAGCCGUCGUCGCCGACAACGACGGUUUCAGGCCAACCGGCACUACCAGUGGCACCAAGAGGGAAAAGAGGGGCAGGGGAGGGGUGUACGGCGAGGAGACCGUCAGCAGCAGCCGCGUUGGAAGUUUUGUUUGCGGCUUGCGUCGGCAGCGCGCUAGACUUGGAUCAUUUCUUGGCCGCGGGCUCCGUGCGGUUGUCGAGGGCUACGGCUUUGGCGGGGCGCCCAUGGGGUCAUUGCGUGGCGGCGCUGAUCGUGGCGGCUUUUGCGGUGGCGGCCUUGACCCGCAACGCCCGAGCCGCAGUCUGCGUUUUCUCGGCCGGGGCUACGCACCAGCUGAGGGACUCCACGCGCCGCGGUCUGUGGCUGUACCCGCCCCGGGGGCCGAAAACGCCUCCGGGAAUACGCGGCAUCGACGAGGGCUGCCAUGUAGUCGUCGUAGACGCCGCGGCGAUGUUGCGUGUGUUCGCGUUAGGAGGGCCGGGAACGAGGAUGGAGACGGAGGCACCAGAGCUUCUUUUUCACUGUAGUAGUAGCGCCGUUUGGUAA
This is a messenger RNA of Ectocarpus siliculosus, 606 nucleotides long. Lineage: Eukaryota; Phaeophyceae; Ectocarpales; Ectocarpaceae. The record is from the annotation of a GenBank genome assembly.